AUGCCCACCGUUGCAGUUGACAAGGCUGAACUCUGGGAACGCUUAGGACAAGAAUUUACUACCGAGGAAUUUGACACGCUUUGUUUUGAAUAUGGUGUCGAGCUAGAUGAAGAUACCACCGCAGAAGUGGAAGAGGCUAUCAAGAAAGGUCUGCCUGCUGAGCGUCCGCAACUCAAAAUAGAGACACCCGCUAAUAGAUAUGACUUGCUAUGUAUCGAGGGUAUCGCUCGGGCACUCAAGGUCUUCCUCGGUAAAGAAAAGGCACCUAGAUACAUGCUUGUGUAUCCUCCAAAAGGUGAAUCAGAUUUGUUAACAGUGACGAUUCAUCCGGAGACCAAACAAGUUAGACCACUGUUCGCUUGCGCGAUCCUUCGCAACAUCAAAUUCACCCCAAGAUCGUAUGCAUCCUUCAUCGAUCUACAGGACAAACUCCACCAGAAUAUUUGCCGAAGGCGUCAAUUAGUCGCGAUUGGAACUCACGAUCUGGAUACUCUGAAAGGUCCCUUCAGAUACGAAGCAAGGGCCCCAAAGAACAUCAAAUUUGCGCCUUUAAACAAGGAGCAGGAGUACACUGCUGAAGAGCUGAUGAACUUAUACGAGUCCGACAAGCAGCUUUCGCGUUAUCUUCACAUCAUCCGAGAUUCACCAGUGUACCCGAUUAUCUAUGAUGCCGAAGAUCGUGUUUUGUCUAUGCCUCCCAUAAUAAAUUCCAACCACAGCAAAAUCACACUCAACACAACAAAUGUCUUCAUAGAUGUGACAGCCACAGAUCAAACAAAGCUAGAUAUCGUCGUAAACAUGGUGGCAACAAUGUUCUCCGAAUACUGCGCAGAACCGUUCACAAUCGAGCCUGUAAAAAUGGUUCUACCUGACGGUACUACGAAGAUAUCACCCGAUCUCUCCGAGCGAACAAUGCUGGCACACGCUUCCUAUAUCAACUCCUGUACGGGCCUUUCACUGAAAUCUGACCAGGUGGCAAAUCUCCUGAGCAAAAUGUCUUUGUUCCCUAACGUGUCGACAACUAACGCGGACGAAAUUGAGGUCAGUAUGCCUCCAACUCGACCCGACAUCUUCCACGAGUGCGAUAUAAUGGAGGAUGCUGCUAUUGCCUAUGGAUUCAAUAAUUUGCCGCACACGUUCCCACCCACAACGACUGUUGGACAACCUUCAGCAAUAAACAAGUUGAGCGAUAUAGUGCGAUUAGAGUGGGCUUUAGCUGGCUGGGUGGAGGUCCUUCCAUUGACUUUGUGCUCUCACGAAGAGAAUUUCGCCUUCCUCAACCACGAGGACGAUAACAACACGGCAGUCAAGAUUGCUAAUCCGAAGACUUUGGAAUUCCAAGUCGUACGUACGACCUUGAUCCCUGGACUGCUGAAAACAAUCCGGGAGAAUCGUUCUCAUUCUUUGCCCUUGAAAAUCUUUGAGACUGGCGAUGUUGUUUUCAAAGAUAUAAAGCGAGAAAGGCAAUCGAGGAACGAGCGACAUGCUGCCGCCGUCUGGUGCAACAAAACUGCUGGUUUUGAGAUUGUGCAUGGUGUCUUUGACCGAGCAAUGAAGAUGCUGGAGAUCCCGCGCAUCAGCAGCUCUGACUCAAAUGCAGAAACUGGUUAUUAUAUGAAGGAAACCUCCGAUCCUAUGUUCUUUCCUGGUCGAGCGGCUACGAUUUAUUAUCGUUCGCCACCUCUUAGAAGGAAAGGCACAUUAGAAAAGCUCAAACAGGAUGCCAAGACGAUUAUCCAUGUCCACGAUGACCUUGUUCUUGGCACCCUAGGCAUUCUGCAUCCUAGUGUGCUUGAAAAGUUUGAUAUCCAGUAUCCUUGCUCUGCGGUGGAAUUCACAUUAGAUCCUUUCAAGAAAGAGAUCCAGAAGAUUUGGACAAAUGACGAAUAA
Molecule: messenger RNA, 1890 nt
Organism: Lentinula edodes (shiitake mushroom)
Lineage: Eukaryota; Fungi; Basidiomycota; Agaricomycetes; Agaricales; Omphalotaceae
Product: phenylalanyl-tRNA synthetase subunit beta
Exons: 10
Coding region: 1-1890 (629 amino acids)
Biological process (GO): phenylalanyl-tRNA aminoacylation
Cellular component (GO): phenylalanine-tRNA ligase complex; cytoplasm
Molecular function (GO): RNA binding; phenylalanine-tRNA ligase activity; magnesium ion binding
Source: RefSeq, a predicted model, not a curated record